Molecule: messenger RNA, 1664 nt
Organism: Parasteatoda tepidariorum (common house spider)
Lineage: Eukaryota; Metazoa; Arthropoda; Arachnida; Araneae; Theridiidae
Source: RefSeq, a predicted model, not a curated record
UUAUGUUGAAGAAAAAUUUGAUAUGCGCGUAGUUUCGAGCAGAUUGCUUCAAUUUUCUAAGUAUGACGUGUUCAUAGAUAACAAAAGAAAAGUGAAAUUUUUUUGAAUUAAUCAAUUGAGUUAGUCAUAAAAUCAAAGUAUUUAAAGAUUCAUCGCAGAGAGCAAGACUUAUAUUUUUAGGAUACGUAAAAAGGCUUUUAUUAGUUGACUUCAUGAGGAAAAAAGUAUCCUUGGAAUUCAAAAGAACACAAUUCUUUUAUAAUUCUUUGGAUUCUCAAGAAAACCAAUGGCUGGACCACAUCAGAACGAGGAUUUGAGCCGUGCUAUAAAACAAAUAAGCUAUCACCCAGAUUAUUUGAGAGAAUUUUUGGGCACACAAAAUUUCCUUAUGAGUGAUAAUGGACCUCUAAGACAUGAUUACAGGCAUUACAUAGCAAUUAUGGCCGCUUCUAGACAUCAGUGUCGAUGCUUGAUUAACUACCAUAGACAUAGAUUUGCUGCUGUAGGUGGAAAUUUACAAUGGCUUCAGGGUCUCCAAUUCACUCCAAAGAAGCUGAAAAAUUUAAAUGAAAUAAACAAAAUCCUUGCACAUUCACCUUGGUUACUAAAAAGGUGCCAUAUUGAGAUUGCCCAAGAAACAGUGGAACAGUUGAUGGAAAAAAUGAGUGUUCUGCAGAAAAUGGAAAAAGAAUCUUCCGGUGAGGAAAGAAAUAUUAAUCCAUAUGAUUUACAAGACUCUGUAGAAACUCCAAAUGAUUGUGAUAUGGAAAGUAAUGAUGAAAUAAGUUCCUCAAAUAAUAACUCAGAAGAUAAACAUUCUAAAGAAUUUCUUAUUCAAGAUUGUACUUGGGAUGAUCAUGCUUAUUCCCUCCUAAAUGAGUAUUACAGUGAUGUUGGAACAGUUUUAGAUGAAAAAUUUAAAGUUGCUUAUGAUCUCACCUAUUAUACAAUGGGUCACAAAGAAAAUGUUGAUACCACCAUUUUUCGACGCGCUGUUUGGAACUAUAUUCAUAAAAUAUAUGGUAUUAUUCAUGAUGACUACAAUUAUUUAGAAAUGGAGGAUUUAUUGGAUUUUGGAUUUAGAUCUUAUGCUCAGACUGUGUGUUUUUAUCCUGAAAAAAUUAAAAAAGAUGCUCAUGAUGAGAUUAUGCGAGCUUUUAGACAUUCUGAGAAGGUUCAUGUAAAUCUAAUGCUGUUUGAAGCUAGAAUGCAGGCUGAACUCUUAUAUGCCCUUUCUGCCAUAAUGCACUAUAUGACAUGACCUUCUUGAAGAGGGAAAUGUUGGUUCAUGUAAAAAACUCAAAAAUAAUAAAAAUCAUAUGUAGAUUAGAUGAAUGUAUUGUACAUAUAUAUUUCAACUUAAUAACUGUUCAUCAUAUGAGAAUUAUCCAUAAAACUAAGUCACUAUAUUGUUGAACUUAAUUUUAUGAAUUAAUUCGCAUAAUCUAAUUCAAUCAUAUGAUACCAUUAUAUCAUAUAAUUGAAUUAUAAAUUAAUUAAAUUGCAUCAUAUGACGAUAAUCCCUACAACUCUUAAACUGGUUUUGUCGUAUGAUUGAAUCAUUUGGUGAUAAUACUCAAUCAUUUUAUGGUUGAUUGCAUAUAUCUUGACUGUAUAGUUAUUUUUCUAUUGAAGUUGUUUUAAUAAAGGUUAUUAGUUCAUUA